AUGCCACUCGGCGCAUCAAUCACCAAUGGGUGGAAAUCAACAGAUGGAAAUGGUUAUCGAGAGUGGAUCCGACAACAGCUUCGAUAUUCUGGCUGGGAAGUCGAGAUGGUCGGAAGUCUGGAGAAUGGGACAAUGAAUGACAAUUAUAACGAAGGCCAUGUUGGCUUUAGAGUAGAUCAACUACCAAAACAAGCCAUGAAGACAAUUUCCCAUAAACCUAAUCUGAUACUCAUAAAUUGCGGUGCGAACGAUGCUCUACAAAAUCAUAAGGUCAGCACUACCGGGCAGCGAAUGGAUUCUCUCCUAACACUACUAUUCGACUCGAUCCCUGGAACGACCAUCAUCUUGUCAACUUUAUUGCCAAACAAGCAGCAACAAUCUCGAACAACAAGCAUAAGCAAGCAAUAUCGAGAUGUUGUCGCCUAUCGGCGCGCAAGAAAAGACCGUAUCGUCCUGGCCGACAUGAGCAAGUUUAUCACGCACAAAGACUUGAACGAUAGCACCCAUCCGACGGAUGAGGGAUAUAAAAAGAUGGCCUCUGUAUGGUGGGCGGCUAUUAAAGAGGCCAACAGAGAAAACAUGAUCCAGGACUUCAACUAUACCAUCACGGAAUUUCGUGAAAAGAAACUUGAUGACAGUACCAAGGACCCGGAUCUGCCUUCAUAUACAGCCCCAGCUCAGCCUGUCCUUAGAAUAGCCAGCCUCUCAUCUCAAUCAGCACCAGUGGAGCUCUGGGUUAUGGCUAUUCCGGUACUGAUCGUUUCAAUUACCGUCAUGACGAUUUUACGAUAA
Penicillium taxi is the source of this 792-nucleotide messenger RNA. Its product is annotated as putative esterase. Lineage: Eukaryota; Fungi; Ascomycota; Eurotiomycetes; Eurotiales; Aspergillaceae. The transcript has 4 exons. The coding region runs from base 1 to 792 and encodes 263 amino acids. Gene Ontology annotation, molecular function: phosphatidylcholine lysophospholipase A1 activity. The record is from RefSeq and is a predicted model, not a curated record.